This is a messenger RNA of Fusarium venenatum, 1197 nucleotides long. The record is from RefSeq and is a predicted model, not a curated record. NCBI's taxonomy places the organism in Eukaryota, Fungi, Ascomycota, Sordariomycetes, Hypocreales, Nectriaceae.
AUGGACGAUGCCAGUUAUUUCUCUGAGAGUAACAUCUCUCCCAUCAUCAUCAUUCCGCAUGUAAUUCUCAGCUUCAUCGCUACUGUACUUGUCGGCUUGCGAAUAUAUACCUCGCGAUACAUCACAAAGACUUCUACCACUCUCGAUGAGUGGAUAACUAUAGUCGCUCUCUUGAUCAACCAUGCAAUCGCGAUCGUUGAAGGCAUUUGCGUGCAUUAUGGUUACGGUCAGAAUAUCGUCGUAGUAAUGAGGGACUAUGGUGGUCCCUCCGAUUUCCUGAGGACGUUUGUUCUCUGCGAAGUGGGAUAUGGACUCGGCUGUGCCCUGUCCAAGAUAGCUGUGCUUUCUAUGUACUACCGUAUCUUCUCCACCUCGAAGACACUGCGUUACGCAACUUGGAUCCUGUGCAUUAUGAUUUCUGGAUGGGGGAUUGCGACUGUCUUGGUUAGCAUCUUCAGUUGCAACCCGAUUCGAGGCUUUUGGGACAAGACUAUCCCUAGCAAAUGCGUUGACACGAAUAAGUUUUUUAUUGGAAUUACUAUCCCUAACAUCAUAUUCGAUAUUUUGACGGUCGCCCUACCUGUCAACGAGGUCUGGAAACUGCAAUUGCACAGGGACAAGAAAUGGGCUAUUACCAGUAUAUUCCUACUCGGAGGAAGGUAUGUCGAAACGAGUAUCUGGGAAACGAAGAACGCUGACAAAGUUCUUAGUGUCGUCAUUGCCUCAAUCGCGCGUCUUGUCCUCUAUUGGGUCUUCCACAGCUCUCAAAACAUCACCCAAGUGAUGAUCUUCGGUCAUCUAGCAUCAAGUUCCGAGAUAGUCCUUGCCAUUAUCGGAGCCUGUUUACCUUCUUGCGCACCGCUCUUGAAGCGGAUGAUGCAGAGAUUCGUUUCUACAGUAGGCGAUAAUACCGAAGGUACUGCAGGAAACGCCCCAAGAUCCGCACUGGUCACCGUAGGUCAGAUACGCAGCCGCGGUAUUGUUACCACGAAUGUGCAUAGAGGCAAAGAUGAGGAGGGCUCCUUUGAGCGUCUUGAUGACAAUGGGAGCUUCCAGGAAUCAACUGACGGCUUAUAUGUCAAUGGAUCUGAGUCUGCUAGGAAUGAGGGCAAGCCCGGGGUAUGGAAGCAAAUACACAUUCAACGCGAAUUCGAGGUAGGAAGUGUAAACGGAGAUAUCCCAAUGAGGGAACUUUAG